CUGGCAUCCACUCACCCUUACAACCAGUCGUUUUUGGGCGGCAGGUCGCCUCAAGCUGAUCGAGCCUCUCUUUCAGUUUUCAUUGUCCUCUAAAGCCCAACAUCUCCUCACCUACUACACGACCAUGGUUCGCGAUGUCCGCCCCGACUCUACGUUCUCCAACUCCAAAGUCACGGGUUUCUACUUUAGACCGUACCGCAAUGAGUAUGACGAGGCAGUUCUGGAGUACUCCCGCUGUUGCUGCGGCGCGGUCCGCAAGCAAACCAACCGGAGCGGAUAUUACACCCUGAUGCAACACGUACUGCGUCAGUUCCCUGGCCAUGAGAGCGUUAUGCUACAAGCUACGACGGCUGAGACUGGCUCCGUGCUCAACUUCGUUUCCCACUCGUCCCGGAACCUGUAUGGCUGGCUGGAUGCAAUGGAUCAUCGAAUUCAACCUCCCAUUCUCGUUUUGCGAGCGUCGCGCGGCAAGACGAUACUCAAAUUUGGACCCCAUAUCGGAGGAGACUCUAUGCCUGGGUGUGAGUGGAGUGACGCGAACCGUAGAGCGUACUAUUGCCUGGGAGCUACCCAGGCACUUUGGUGUCAUGAUGGACGAAAUACCGCAAGCGUCCGAGAACUAUGUAGCCUGGUUUGUCUGCUUUAGAGGAGCGAUGAGCUCGUAACUGUGCUUCUAACAAUGGCUCCGCUCUUAAACGAUUCCCGAAUGAUGAUCUAUCAGCAGGGACUCGGCUACAGUGCUACCUGGAGACUACGGAGUUCAGACCGAGCAGUGUAGGUUUUCUCGUCGGGGACAACUACAUGGCCACGCUACGCUAAUGGAAGUCCCGCUAGUCGGACGUUCCAGCCACCGGCUGAACCGAGCCGUGCAACAUGACUUGGCACAGCAUGAAUGUAAUUUGACAACAGUACAGAUCUUAAUGAUCAAGCUGAGGAUACUUACUCAAUCUGCCAAACUUCGGUAAGAAUUCGUGUUCAAUUUGUGUUUUGACAUAUCAUAAAUUUUGCUGUUCAUUUCAACUAUUAAUUUUAUUGACAA
This is a messenger RNA of Phytophthora nicotianae INRA-310, 1039 nucleotides long. RefSeq lists its product as hypothetical. The transcript has 2 exons. The record is from RefSeq and is a predicted model, not a curated record. Bases 125 to 646 code for a protein of 173 amino acids. Lineage: Eukaryota; Oomycota; Peronosporomycetes; Peronosporales; Peronosporaceae.